Rhagoletis pomonella (apple maggot) is the source of this 2192-nucleotide messenger RNA. RefSeq names its product BCL2/adenovirus E1B 19 kDa protein-interacting protein 3-like. NCBI's taxonomy places the organism in Eukaryota, Metazoa, Arthropoda, Insecta, Diptera, Tephritidae. The transcript has 6 exons. Gene Ontology annotation, cellular component: mitochondrial outer membrane; nucleus; mitochondrial envelope. The coding region runs from base 505 to 1095 and encodes 196 amino acids. The record is from RefSeq and is a predicted model, not a curated record. Gene Ontology annotation, biological process: positive regulation of apoptotic process; mitochondrial outer membrane permeabilization.
UCGCCGCGAACGGUUGAAUUGGUAAUUUUCGAGGUUGUCGGAGAAGAAUAAUCGUUCGCAUUGAACGCAUUUAUUUAAAACGCAUUAAAGGUAUUUGUAAGCAAUUUACAGUAUAUAGAGUAAAGCUGCAAUCACAAAUCGCAUUACUGCUGCUUUAGUGCUUUGAACAUAAAUACGAAAUUUGUGAAAUAAUUGCGCCUGUUAAGGGAACCAAAGUUUUUCGCAAGUUAAAAAACCGCAGGCGUGGAAAACGCGUUUGUAAACAUACAUUUUAUUUACGGAAGCUCAUUUUGUUCAACACGUAUUUUGCGUUGCCGAAUGCUAUCGCCGUAGAAAAAAUAAAUAUUUUUUGAACUAUAGUACACGAGAUCGAGCAGCAUUUUUACUAAAACACGCACAUAUCUGACCGUCCAUCGUUUCGUGAUAAAUUUGUAAAUAUCGGUAAAGAGCAAAGUGAAAAAUCAACUACAACACAUCUAAACAAACGCAAGAAAAGCCAACAAAAUGACCUCGACUCCACCAAAAACGGGUGAAGACUUGCUCGGUGAAUCUUGGAUUGAGCUGAGCAGCGCUGCUACAAUGGCUGGCGUCAAGAGUCCGGAUAGAAUCACACCAUUGCCCUUCACAAGUGGUGAAGAGUAUUUACGUUUGUUGCGCGAAGCGCAACGCGAAUCAAAUCACUCCAGUCGUGUUGUCUCGCUGGCCAGUUCGCGCCGUGAUACACCCAGGGAUAGCCCCAAAUCGCCACCAAACAGUCCGAAUACCGAGCUCACACCCAAUGAAGAUCUCAAGAAUGUUUACAUUAAUUAUUGGAAUAAGGAGGGCGAUAGUCACAAAGACACUGACUGGCUGGAUGAAUGGAAUAGCCGACCGGAUCAAGAACCACCAAAAGAUUGGAAAUUUGAACACCCACAAAAGAAGAAGGGUGCGGGUUAUUCCAUUCGUUUGACGCGUCUUGGCAAGAAUUCGCUAUUUUCCAGAGAAAUACUAUACUCGCUCAUUUUGUCGAAUGUGCUGUCCUUGUUAUUAGGCGCUGGACUAGGCUUAUGGCUCAGCAAACGUGGCAUUCUCUUGACCCGAGUUGUCAUUGACUGAACGGAAUGUGAAAGAAAAGUGAUUUAUAUACAUAUAUAUAUUAUUUUUAAUAUUAUUAUUUUAAACAUAGCGGAAAGCAACAGCAAAACAAUGAGCGAAAGUUGUAAAAUAAAACAACGUUUUAAUAUUUGAAAUAGAAAAACAGUAAAACAAAAUCGAAAGUUAUCAUAAAUAUGUAAGAGCGAGCGCAGAUGAAACAGUUGUAAAAAUAUUUUCAUACCACAAAAGAAGUAGCAGUGAGAAUAUUUAUAGCGAAGAUUAAAAGUAAAACAGCAACAACAAAUAACAUGCAAUUAAGGAAGAAAAGAAUUUUUUUAAAUAAAGCGAUGACAUUUUUAUGCGCAUAUUAAAUGCAUAAAAUCAUAUGUAUGUAUAUGUAUGUAUUUCUGUAUGAAUAUAAUUACUUAUGUGCAUUGCGAUAUAUGGAAAGCUUGCGAUAGCAGCUAUAGAGCAUUCGAUAAUCAGCAAAUAUAAAAUCGUUGCCGGCGUUGAGAGACCAAUGUAACAAAACAAAUUAGUAAGAUAAUUAUAUACAUAUGUACAUACACUACAUAUAAAUAAAUUAAAACAAAAAAAAACAUACAUAUAUACAAGCAACUAGCGUUGUGUGAUUUGAUUGAGUUCAUUUCAUUGGCCGUACGGGAUCUGAUCAGUAAGUGGAUUUGAAAGUAUGCUGCAGUUGCAAGUUAUGGGGAGAGUAUUUGACUAAUCACACAAACGCAAAGCAACAAUUUAUACAUAGUAAUAGAGAAAUAAAAGCAAAAAUAAAAACAAUUCGAUUACCAUACAUAUAAAUGUACAUGGAAAACUUGCUGAUUGAAACGUGCAACACAAGCGUGGGCUCAGGUCUUUUUAUUAUUAUUACUUGUAUUAUUAUAUAACCCCAAUUUUUCGAUACUAAAAUGCGAUUCAAUGUUCUUACAAAAAUGCUUUGUAUUUGAUCUUUUUACAAUUUUUAUUAAACAAAAAAUAUCUAAACUAUUUUAAUAUUUUUACAGAAAAAUAAAAUAAAAAAAUGAAGCGAGUAAGAAAGGAAAGGCAGUAGCAUAUAGUAUUUGGCGUGUUUUACUAGUAAAAAUGAAAAAAAAAGAAAAUGA